AUGCUCACCGCCUUUUUCUUUGCCGCCUUUGGAAGUUUUUUAACAAGGUCUAUAGCGCCUUCAACUGUAUUUUCCACCUUUCGCUCUAAAGAGUCUUUAGAUGAAUGUCCGGUAGAAAAUUGGAUUUCCCUUGCUAUUUUAUCAUCCCUUCUUCCUCCACCUCCAAUGAUUUCAUUGGCCAUAGCCAAUAAAAUAAUUGAAGAGAAAAUUGUCCAAAGAUGCAUUUUUAGAAAACUUUUGUCUAAAUUAGAAAAAAUUAUACGGGAAAUAGACUUUAAUUAUGUGCAUGCGAUGCGUUUUUUAUUUAAAAAAAUUUUUUUUCUCUAA
Molecule: messenger RNA, 327 nt
Organism: Meloidogyne enterolobii
Lineage: Eukaryota; Metazoa; Nematoda; Chromadorea; Rhabditida; Meloidogynidae
Source: the annotation of a GenBank genome assembly